CUACAUCAUGUGGCCGGCACAAGUUCUGCAGGGAACGAACCGCUCUGUUCAGUGGCAUGACGGUGUUCCACCAUAUGAGCUCGAUGUCGACAGCCUUUACCCAACGAAAAGGCUGUACACCUACGUUGGUGACGACUGGGCUGUGUAUUGGGUCAUAGAUGUGCUGCCAGGGACGGUCAUCCGGUACAGCGUCACGGAUUCUGCUGGAGAACAGUCCAACAGCUCGGAGCUAACUGUUCAGCCCAACCCCAUCUUAACUACAGCCUCUUUGAUGUCAAUAAGUUCAUUGGCUUCUGUGUCUUCAGUCAGCGUAAUUUCCACCAGUUCCACUGGUACUCCAGUCUCCACCCACUCAAACCCAUCAUCCACACUGUCUAAAACUUCCAACUCUCCAUCUCCAACACAAAAAUCUUCGGGAGGGAGCAGUAACACUAGAGUAAUAGUCGUAGGCGCUGUUGGGGGUGCGGUUGCCGUGUUGCUCAUCGGCCUUGGGGCUUUCUUCUUGUUAAAGCGACGAAAAGGUUAUUCCAGAGGGAGGGACGACGCGUUUGAAGAGCCCUAUACGAUUUAUCCCAUUGGUUACGCUCAAGUUGCCACCCAAAACGUUCCUUCACCCAGCAAGAAUACACCACUGGACGCUAUUCCGCCCCGGUUCCCGAGUGAUAUUGUGGGUCCUACGGAAGUUUCUGUCUUUCAGACGACAACAGGCAGUAUGAUGACUGCACCCACCAACGAGGAUGAGGAGUAUUACAAACGUGUUGUGAAGGGUGGGAGAAGUGGAUACAUUGGGCUCGGCGAUGCGAGGGAAUAUUCUUCGACACCUCCAGGAUCUGGCUGAAGCAUACAGUUUGCCAGCUCUUGCACUUGCUACCUCGGAUCUUCUCACCUUCCCUUCAGACAUUCUCUAUCUCAGCAUUCUCAGAAUCUGGACUUCUGCUGCGCUGUGUUUUAGUAUUUAUUGCAUAAACUGUAUUCCCCGCUUGUGAUUUUGCGGUUACUGGCGUUGACCUGGCCAGGCGGAGGGACCGCCCCGUGCACCCUUGCAAUGUUCGCACCAAUGUGGUUGAUCGAUCACGAUUUGUGGGUGAUAUGAUAGGGCAUACACACUCUUGGGGCUAUGCCUGGUGUUCGCUGCUCUCACUAUCAUGUGGCCAAAUGAAGUCCUGAGGGAACCAACCGCUCUGUUUAGUGGCCUGGUGGCAUUGUAACGUAGAUUUCCGCUAAUGCAUUGCCCGUUGUUUGGCUAAGGCGC
This is a messenger RNA of Cantharellus anzutake, 1252 nucleotides long. RefSeq lists its product as uncharacterized. Lineage: Eukaryota; Fungi; Basidiomycota; Agaricomycetes; Cantharellales; Hydnaceae. The transcript is spliced from 8 exons. The record is from RefSeq and is a predicted model, not a curated record. The coding region runs from base 8 to 838 and encodes 276 amino acids.